UCAGUGAUGGAGGGAGAUUCAGUCUCUCUAAACUCUGACAUUGAAAUAAAGGAUGAUGAUGUGAUUCAAUGGAAGUUUAGAAACACUUUAAUAGCUAAAAUCAAUAAACGGGCCGACAGAUUCACUGUAUAUGAUGAUGUUCUUGAUGGGAGAUUCAGAGACAGACUGAAGCUGGACAAUCAAACUGGAUCUCUGACCAUCACAAACACCACAACUGAACACACUGCAUUUUAUAUGCUAGAGAUUGGCCAUGAGAGACAGAUGUUCACUGAGAGAAAGAGAUUCUUUCUCGCUGUCAUUGAUGAAGUGAAGUCAGUGUCAGUGAUGGAGGGAGAUUCAGUCUCUCUAAACUCUAAUCUCACUGAAAUGGAGAAUUAUUAUCGGAUUCAGUGGAGGUUUGGAAAAACUUUAAUAGCAGAAAUCAAUAAACGGGCCGACAGAUUCACUGUAUAUGAUGAUGUUCUUGAUGGGAGAUUCAGAGACAGACUGAAGCUGGACAAUCAAACUGGAUCUCUGACCAUCACAAACACCACAACUGAACAUGCUGGAGAUUAUAAACUAGUGAAGAUUAAAGGAAGAAGAUUAUCAUCAAAAGCAUUCAGGGUUUCUGUCUAUAACUCUGUCCACUGUUGUGGUCCUAAUGAAGCUGUGAUCCGAUUGGUCCUCUCUGCUCUGGUGGGCGUGGCUACUGUCAUCAUUCUGGUUUAUGACAUCAGAUCCAGAAGAGCUGAACAAGAUCAAGCACAUAUUCACACAUCAGGAAGUAUCGAAAUCUAAAGCAGAACGCUGAACUUUAAAGGUUCUUCAAGUGUGUUAUUUGCUCUUCUAGUGUUUUUUUUUUUUUUCAUAAUAAAUACUGAAUAAUUGAGCUUGACGAUUUUUGAGGUUUAAAAAAAAUCUUAUUUUUGAGGCUUUAUUGUUAAUAUUUCUUUCAGAUACAAAAAAAUUAAUAAAGAGACACAGAUCUGACUUUAAACUGCUGUAUAUUUGCUGUAUGUAUUUUCUUGCCUUUAUCAAUAAAGUUUCUCACUCUGAGGUU
Messenger RNA from Pimephales promelas (fathead minnow), 1039 nucleotides. Lineage: Eukaryota; Metazoa; Chordata; Actinopteri; Cypriniformes; Leuciscidae. The record is from RefSeq and is a predicted model, not a curated record.